AUGGCCGCACCACGAUCAAACAUGACGCAACUCGAGAAGGAGGACUUGGAGCGAGAUGCCGCUUUCAAGAAAGCCCUCCACGGCAAGACUGGCGAAGGACGUCAAGGCUUCGUGGCCAUGAUGGGCAAAGACCACGCUGCUCAGAAGGAGGCCGUUGACGAGUACUUCAAGCAUUGGGACAACAAGGCGUCCGCCGUCGAGACCGAGGAGACUCGCAAAGCUCGACGAGACGAGUAUGCCACACUCACACGCCACUACUACAACCUCGCCACCGAUCUAUACGAGUAUGGCUGGGGCCAGUCCUUCCACUUCUCCCGCUUCAGCAAAGGCGAGCCCUUCAAGCAAGCCAUUGCCCGUCAUGAGCACUACCUCGCCCUUAAGAUGAACAUCCAAGAAGGCCAGCGAGUGCUGGAUGUUGGCUGUGGUGUUGGUGGUCCCGCACGCGAGAUUGUCAAGUUCACAGGCUGCAACACAGUCGGCCUGAACAACAACGACUACCAGAUCGAGCGAGCAACCCAAUACGCCAAGCGAGAGGGUCUGGACCACAAGCUCAGCUUCACCAAGGGCGACUUCAUGCAGAUGCCAUAUCCCGACAACUCCUUCGACGCCGUCUACGCCAUCGAAGCCACCGUCCACGCACCGAGUCUCGAAGGCAUCUACAGCGAGAUCUUCCGGGUAUUGAAGCCAGGCGGUGUAUUCGGCGUAUACGAAUGGCUCAUGACCGACAAAUACAACAACGACGAUGCGCACCACCGCGAGAUCCGCCUCGGCAUCGAGCAAGGCGACGGCAUCAGCAACAUGGAGAAGAUUGACGUUGCGCUCGACGCCAUGAAAGCCGCCGGGUUCAAAUUAGAAGUGAAUGAGGAUAUGGCGGAUCGACCGGACGAGUUGCCUUGGUACUGGCCAUUGUCGGGUGAUUUGAGAUAUAUGCAGAGCAUCUGGGACUUUCCCACCUUGGUUCGCAUGACGCAUGUUGGACGUGGAUUGGUGCAUCGGUUCGUAGGUGCAUUGGAGAUGAUCAAGUUUGCGCCGAAAGGGACGCAGAAGACGGCGGAUUCAUUGGCGUUGGCUGCCGACUGCUUGGUUGCUGGCGGUAAGGAGAAGCUGUUCACACCUAUGUAUUUGAUGGUUGGCAGGAAGCCAGCCAAGGCUUGA
This is a messenger RNA of Recurvomyces mirabilis, 1155 nucleotides long. RefSeq names its product Delta(24)-sterol C-methyltransferase (gene ERG6). NCBI's taxonomy places the organism in Eukaryota, Fungi, Ascomycota, Dothideomycetes, Mycosphaerellales, Teratosphaeriaceae. The record is from RefSeq and is a predicted model, not a curated record. The coding region runs from base 1 to 1155 and encodes 384 amino acids. Gene Ontology annotation, biological process: ergosterol biosynthetic process. The transcript has a single exon. Gene Ontology annotation, molecular function: sterol 24-C-methyltransferase activity. Gene Ontology annotation, cellular component: endoplasmic reticulum.